This is a messenger RNA of Pleurotus ostreatus (oyster mushroom), 1890 nucleotides long. RefSeq lists its product as uncharacterized. Gene Ontology annotation, biological process: carbohydrate metabolic process. The transcript has 29 exons. The record is from RefSeq and is a predicted model, not a curated record. Gene Ontology annotation, molecular function: hydrolase activity, hydrolyzing O-glycosyl compounds. The coding region runs from base 1 to 1890 and encodes 629 amino acids. NCBI's taxonomy places the organism in Eukaryota, Fungi, Basidiomycota, Agaricomycetes, Agaricales, Pleurotaceae.
AUGUCGAACGUUCUCGAGCCAAAGACAGAUAGAGAUUAUAUCGCGAUCUCUGAUCAUGGAUUGAUUGGGAACCUAAGAACAGCUGCAAUGGUUAGCCUCGAUGGAUCAAUUGAGAGUUACUGCGUCCCAAAUUUCGACUCUCCAUCCAUCUUUGCUCGUAUCCUUGACAAGAACAAGGGAGGCCAUUUCUCCAUCACACCUAUUGUACCCUUUACGACGAAACAGAACUAUCUUCCGAGUUCAAAUGUCCUCCAAACGAAAUUUCUAAACGAGAAAGGAGUCGUCAGCGUGACUGAUUUCCUCCCCCGUCCCCUGUCGGGAACAAAUGAACCGUUGCUUCCAUGGUUAAUCCGACGCGUUGAAGUGAUUCGUGGCGAAAUUCCUCUGCGAAUGGAAUGUGCACCCGCGUUCAAUUACGCUCGCGACAAGCAUGAAUUGAACAUUGAAGAAGAUACUUCUGCACCGAACCAUCACCCUCGACAAAGAGCGACAUUCCAUUCUAGGGAUCUCGCCUUAGACCUUAGAUACGUAGUAGAAAGUACAGUGGACAAUGUAGCGGCACCGGUAGUUGAUCUCUCCCCGUUAGAUUUGUCCGCCAAAGGACAUCUUGGACUUGCUGUAACCUGUGACCUAAACCUCACCGAGGGGCAAUGCAUUGCUUUUGUUCUUCGGACCCCUCCUUCAACUACCGGCAAUUCCUACGGACCCGACGCUGUAGUUGGUCAACACGCUGGGGCGGGAAUCGUCUCCAGUCAGGUGGAGGUUACUACUCUUGGAAUCAAGACUCGAGCUGUUGAAGAUCCUCUAUUGACCGCACCCCAGGAUCUUGUGCGCAGUCUCUUAAAUACCACCGUCAAAUAUUGGCAAGCAUGGAUCCGACGUUCCACGUACCAAGGCUCGUGGAAAGAAUCCGUGCAUCGCAGUGCUCUUGCAUUGAAACUUCUCAUAUUUGAGCCAACCGGUGCCGUUGUCGCGAGCCCAACUUUCAGUUUACCAGAGUACAUUGGAGGAACAAGGAAUUGGGACUAUCGCGCAUCUUGGAUCCGGGAUUCGUCCUUCACUCUGUAUGCCCUACUCCGUCUUGGAUACACUCACGAAGCGAACUCGUACAUGGAUUUCAUAUUCGAGCGCUUGCGGAAUAAGAACCCUGACGGAAGUUUGCAGAUCAUGUACACCAUACACGGUGGAAAGGAGCUAGAGGAGAUCGAGUUAACACACCUUGACGGUCACAAGGGAUCCAAACCUGUUCGAAUUGGGAACGGCGCAGCAGACCAUAUUCAACUGGACAUUUACGGAGAGCUUAUGGAUUGUAUAUAUCUGGGCCAAAAGUUUGGGAAGCCACUGGUACGCACCGUCCCUCUGCAGCGCUUCUUCGUGGUUGAACAUUAUCAAGACCCAGACUUAUCUAUCUGGGAGGUUCGAAAUAAGAAAAGGCACUUCACGUAUUCCAAGAUUAUGCUUUGGUACGUUCACAACCCUCGUCCCCAUGCCCUGAGUGUUAACAGCUAUCAUCCAAGGGUCGCAAUCGACAGAGGCCUUCGCCUUGCGGACAAACGCUCCUUGCCCUGCCCCAAUCGUAGUCGAUGGCUUACCGCAAGAGAUACCAUAUACGAAGAUAUCAUGCACAAAGCAUGGAACAACGAAGGGAAGUAUUUCGGACAGAGUUACGAAGAUAAAGACGUCCUAGACUCCGCUGUGUUAAUCAUGCCUCUCGUAUUCUUCAUGCAAGCGUCGGACCCCCGAUUCGUCAACACACUCAAGCAGAUACUGAAGACGCCUGAACGAGGAGGCUUGACUUCAAACAAUUUGGUCUACCGCUACGACGUAUCGAAGUCAGAUGACGGUGUUGGGGGCGAAGAAGGAACCUUCUGUUUAUGCACCCUUUGGUAA